Anthostomella pinea is the source of this 1143-nucleotide messenger RNA. Lineage: Eukaryota; Fungi; Ascomycota; Sordariomycetes; Xylariales; Xylariaceae. The record is from the annotation of a GenBank genome assembly.
AUGGCACCCACCAAGGAAGGACUCGAGAUGCAGGACAGGGAGCGCGACGCCGCCUUCAACAAGGCCAUGCACGGCAAAUCCGCCCAGGCAACUGGUGGCAUCCGUGCCAUGUUCGCCAAGGGUAGUGACGCGAAAAAGGCCGCUGUCGACGAGUACUUCAAGCACUGGGAAAACCAACCUGCCAAGAACGAGACCGAGGAAGACCGCGCUAAACGAACUGCCGAAUACGCCACCUUAACGAGACACUACUACAACCUCGCGACCGACAUCUACGAAUACGGCUGGGGCCAGUGCUUCCAUUUCUGCCGAUACUCCAUCGGCGAGAACUUCUAUCAGGCCAUUGCCCGCCAUGAACACUACCUCGCACACCAGAUUGGCAUCAAGGAGGGGAUGAAGGUGCUCGACGUUGGCUGCGGUGUGGGUGGACCUGCCCGGGAGAUUGCCAAGUUCACCGGCUGCCACGUUACUGGUCUCAACAACAACGACUACCAGAUUGAGCGCGCUACACACUACGCACAGAAGGAGGGUCUCGCGAAGCAAUUGGCCUUCGUCAAGGGCGACUUCAUGCAAAUGGACUUCCCCGACAACAGUUUCGAUGCCGUCUACGCUAUCGAGGCCACCGUCCACGCACCUAAACUCUCGGGUGUGUACAGUGAGAUCUUCCGCGUGCUGAAGCCCGGCGGUAUAUUUGGUGUGUACGAGUGGUUGAUGACAGACGACUACGACAACGACAACCUGGAGCACCGCGAAAUCCGACUCGGCAUCGAGGAGGGUGAUGGUAUCUCCAACAUGGUCAAUAUAUCCGAAGGUGUCGAGGCCAUGAACAUUGCUGGCUUCGAGAUGCUCCACCACGAAGAUAUGGCGCAACGGCCUGACCCCAUCCCCUGGUACUGGCCGCUUGCCGGUCGAUGGAAGUACAUGCAGUCGAUGGGCGACGUGUUCACCAUCGGGCGCAUGACGUGGUGGGGUCGUACGAUUGCGCACAACCUCGCCGGUUUCCUGGAGAUGGCGAGGCUUGCGCCGGCGGGCACCAAGAAGACGGCCGACAGUCUGGCCAAGGCUGCCGAUUGUCUCGUCGCCGGAGCGGAACAGAACCUGUUCACACCUAUGUACCUGAUGGUUGGAAAGAAGCCCGAGCAAUAA